This is a messenger RNA of Saccharomycopsis crataegensis, 1080 nucleotides long. RefSeq lists its product as uncharacterized. NCBI's taxonomy places the organism in Eukaryota, Fungi, Ascomycota, Saccharomycetes, Ascoideales, Saccharomycopsidaceae. The transcript has a single exon. The record is from RefSeq and is a predicted model, not a curated record. Bases 1 to 1080 code for a protein of 359 amino acids.
AUGCUUUUAUCCAAGAUCUUGCAAAUCACGAUCCUUACUAUGCUUGCUCAAUCUUAUCCUCUUGGCUCCUUGGAAGACCGAGAAGCCACUGACCAAGGUGCUCUCGCCAAAAGAGCAAGUGCAGGAAAAUCAGAAGAAGUCUUACAGACUCACAAGAAAACAACUGCAGAAGAUAAAUCUUCCAGUUCUGGUAAAGAGAAAAAUAAAAGUGGCUCAUCUAAUAGUGCUGAAUCAAAAUCCAAUGGCGACAAAGCAAGCAGUGGUUCCUCCAAUGGUGGCAUACAAAAGCCUGCUAGUGACGACACAACCAACAGCGACUCCUCUUCCAGUAAAAAAACAAGCAGUGGCACUUCCAAUGGUGGCAUACAAAAGCCUGCUAGUGACGAAACAACCAACAGCGACUCUUCUUCCAGUAAAAAAACAAGCAGUGGCACUUCCAAUGGUGGCAUACAAAAGCCUGCUAGUGACGAAACAACCAACAGCGACUCUUCUUCUAACAAAAAAACAACCAACAGCGGAUCGUCUGCUGACACGCCAACUAAAGUUGAUCUGGCUGAGAAAACUGCUACAACAACUUCUGGUGAAAAAACAAACAGUGGUUCCUCCAAUGGUGGCAUACAAAAGCCUGCUAGUGACGACACAACCAACAGCGACUCCUCUUCUAACAAAAAAACAACCAACAGCGGAUCGUCUGCUGACACGCCAACUAAAGUUGAUCUGGCUGAGAAAACUGCUACAACAACUUCUAAAUCGAUUAAAUCUAAAGUAAUGAGUGGCGUUAAGAAUGCUGGUGAGCUUGCUGUUGCUGGUGGUGCCAUUGCCGCUUUGGGAGGCCAAUUUGCAGACAGUGGUUCUGAUUCCGCUGAUGCCUCUACCUCUGCUUCUGCCGCAGCCUCAUCGAGCACAUGCGUUCCAUCAGCCGAGAACUUGUGUCCUGUUGGCGAUGGUACCUAUACCGACAGCGAAGGUGACAUCUACAAUUCUCUCGGUCUGUUAAUCAGUUCUGCCACUGCCACUGCCACCGCUACUGCCACUGCCACUGAUAGUGUUACUGACACUGCCACUGCUACUGCCGCCUGA